Messenger RNA from Toxoplasma gondii ME49, 1338 nucleotides. Its product is annotated as RAP domain-containing protein. NCBI's taxonomy places the organism in Eukaryota, Apicomplexa, Conoidasida, Eucoccidiorida, Sarcocystidae. The transcript is spliced from 11 exons. Bases 1 to 1338 code for a protein of 445 amino acids. The record is from RefSeq and is a predicted model, not a curated record.
AUGGGGAUUCUCAGACCGCGCGAGCGUCUCCUCCUCAAUGCCCUGAAAAAGGAGGCAGACAUUCGCUACCGCGGCAGACGCAUGCACAAAAGAUUCCGCUCCUGGGCACAGCAGAGAGUUCGUCACUACUGGCUCCCGCAGAAGGUUUGCGUCACGAGCGACCCUCAGCUGAUGGACGGGAGCUACAUCGCCGCUUGCGUACAGAAGGCCGCGACUCUGAGGAAACAUGACUUGCAGCUGUGGCAUGGAUUUUCGAAACGCAUCUUGGAGCUCGCAGACAGUCUCACGCCGCAGCAGAUGGGCUACAUUUUUUAUGGAUACGGCAAGAGUUUGUUUCGCCAUGAAGAGCUGUACAGAGGCCUGCUUCCGUUUGUGGCGGAGGCGCUGCCAGAGUUCCAUAGCCAUGCGUUGAUGACCGUCGCGUGGGCUCUCGAGCGCGUUCGUGUCAACGACCGCGCGGUCGUCGCGCAGAUCGCCGAGGAGGCCCUCGCGAAGAAGGACUUGAUGAGGCCGGCGGAUUUUAUAAAAAUUGUCAACUGCGUCGCCCGUAUGGGUGCAGCGCCGCCGUCGCUGGCAGCGGCGUUGUCGGCCGAGCUGAUGCGCGUUUUAGACGAAAAAUGCAACGCUCUUCUCUUUCGAGGAGCCGUCGACCACGUAGCAGUCGCGACGCUCUACUCGGACCCUCUUCGUCUCUACUUGCUCGAGCGAUUCACCAAAACUGCCAUUUGCUGUAGACCGAUGCAUUAUCAGAAGGCUUUCCAGAGUGCUGUCGCCAUUCGCGUGCUCCACCCGCCCGUCUGGCAACAGCUCUCAAAGGCAGUACGGAAUUUCUACAUUCGACUCAGUUUGCGGCGAAUCCCGCAAAGAGCUCGAAGACCGUCGCCGCUGCACUGGGAUGUCUCUAACGCCCUUGCGAAACUCGGGGUGUUUCACCGAAAUACUUUCCAGUGGGGAUGUUUUUGGAUCGACAUCGGAGAAAUUGACGACAGACGGCAGUGCUGGUUUGUCGACGGUCCUUCUGAUUUUUAUUCUUCCACGAAUGAGUACACGGAGGCCAACAAGUUGCAGCACCGAAUCCUCUCCGAGCUCGGAUGGAACAUUCGCCGAGUGCGCUGGAACGACUGGGUGCAGCUGGGAACCGACAUGGAUGCCAAGGUCGAAUAUUUGAGAAAACUACGUGAGCGCCCCCCCUGGCCGGCGAUCUUGACAGACGGCCCAAGUUCUUCACGUCAGGAGAUGGUCGCAAAUUUGAGGAGUGCGAGAGACGUCCAAAGAGCUCUGAAAGAACGAAGAGAGAAGAAUCGUCAGCCUCACUCGCUGGUGAUGAAUCUAGGAUAA